AUGGAUAUUUACCCAUUACCCAGUUUCAUUACCCAUUUAACGCCGCGUAUCGACGAGGUUUGUGUAUCCUUGCGUCAAUGCGCGACGGAGGUGUCUUCGGAGGUGCUUUCUGAGUCUCAAAAAGCCCUUGCGUUAGACUCUCUCCGCGAUUAUCUUUCUGAGGUGUAUUCCCAUAGCUGUCGGGCUGAUCAUCUUGAUGUAUCUGAACAACAAUUGUCACAACCAUUGCAACUGAAUUGGCGCAAAGAACUUCUAGAUCCUGAUAAGCUUUCGUCGAGAGAACCUCCUGAAAUUCCCCGUAUGGGUUCUGUUGUUAAUGCGUCUUCCACGGAGGGGAAAGGGGAUGUUGCUGGACAUCAGUCCUUUUCUUUUUGCGCCAUUCUGCCGCAGAGUAUCGACGUAGAACGUCUUGGUUAUUCGUGUCGAGGCGCGCUUAGACAUCCCGAUGUCCCGUUGUUGACCUCCAGAGAGGUAUAUCACCACUCGACUUCUUUGUCAGGAGGGAUGCCCAAGGAUGUUAGGGGGUCCUUGCUGGACAUAAUGAGGGGAUUUGAUUCCUUCUUGAGAGAUGUAAUCGUUUCUCUAUCUAGGGAUAGGAACCCCUUAACGGGCUUUAUUUUCAAUGAUGGGAUAGAGGAGAUGGAUCCUGGAGGCGUGCAAUCUGCUGGCACUCCUAAUUUUGGUUUGAACGGUUCUGUAUCUAGCAUUUUCUGUAGUUCCUCUCAUGAAACACUCGAGGCUCCGGCGGUCUGGUUCCACGAUCGCAUGCGGGCUUCUGUAUGCGAGCAUAGUAGUGCGAAACAGAAUCAAGAGAGUACGAGAGCCUGUGGGGAGGCUCGCGGUCUCUCGUCGCCAGGACGUCAUCUCCUCACGGAGCGACGGAUGAGUUCCUCCGCAUCACUUUACAUAAGCUGGGAGGGCGUUCUUAAGACGGGGCGACUUCUUUGUGAUUUUGUUCGCUAUGUCUUGUUCAGUGACGCUGCUCUAUCGCUUUUAACCCCCUCGGUGUGUUUGGAUCGCGGUGGGGCUCCUAAUGAUACACCAGAGAACAACUCAUUAUCGUCUUGUCCAAAGAGUGCCGAAAAUAGUAGUGAUGUGGCCGCACUAUUGUCAGCGCUUGUCGAGCUGCGUUAUACGGUGUACGCUCACGUGAAGGAGCGCAUCCUGGCUGGGAUGCAGGCGUCCUUACCGUCAGUAUCCUCUACAGAAUUGGAUGAGGCCGCGAUGUGCCGUGCCAUGUUGCCAUGGUGGUUGUGGUCGUUUGCGGCUAUGGGCUUACAUGAGAUGGACUUGUCUGAUAAAGGCGCUGCAUGUGAGGGGAGGUGCUUGUCGGAAACAUCUUUUGAACCUCUCGCGUUUCUAAUAAAAUGUACCGAUUACCUCGGGCGACAAACCAUUCGUGCGCAGUUUCACACGGAAGUUGCCUUCAGUGAGCAAAGCCUUUCACUCUUUUUGGAUGCUAAUUCGCACCACGAAAUUAGACCUGGCGGUUCCUUAUCCCCGCUACCACCCAAUGAAGUGGCGCAGUCAAAUCUUCCUGAUUCAGCUUAUGACGUCGUGGCUAUCGGAGAUUCUGCCAUACAAACAGACAUCAGCGCUGGGGCAGAGGUGAAACGCAAGCGCAACCCUGUCGUCAUUCAAGCUUCUUUUGGAUACGCAUCAGCAAUUAAGGGAAAUGGCUCUGAUAGUGAGAAACCCGAUUGUAAACUUUUUCUGCCCAACAACUCUAGGAGCCAGGGAGAAAGUGUUUUGCUGGGGGCGCCGAAAUGUUCCUCUUUAGUUAAUGAUUCAAGCGGUUCUAUUUGCACACAAGGGGCAACUGUGAGCUGUAUGCGUUCGACCCAUUUAACUUUUGAAGACACCACAGACGCAUCUUCAAGCCAAACGAAAGUUUUGGCCAAAGGAAGAAUAGGCGAACAUAGGGCUGCUGAUACCCUCGCUACAUCAGAUGCGACUUAUUGUCCUUUCUACCAUACACAUGGUCCCCAUAAUAUUGCUACUGGAAACAGCUCCUGGAAUAGAGAUCCCAUUUGUGAUCAGCACCUCUCUUUGCAACAAAAAUCCUUGUCUGAGUCAAGCUCUUUAUUUGACAAGGCUAACUUUGAAGAUGUUCGGGAGGGUGAUUGUGAAGGGGACUCACUCUGUCUUUUUAAUUCAUUAGUAGCAGAGGGCGCUGUGAGCUCUGCUAAUAUAGCACUGAACCUUGCCUCGAAGCUAGGGGCUCUGUACACCGCUCAGGAUAUGGAUGCACUUCUAACGUUAUUACCUGAUACUGGUGUUCCUAAGCAAACGAAGCAACAGGUCGCCGCAUGCGAUACUCAAAUACAGAGUAAUACGCUGCCGUCCCACCCACCCUUCAAGAACUUACCCUACCUUGCUAGGGACAUACAUUUUCCCGCGAUUAGUUCUACCCCACCAGCGUCAUCGUUUGGCAGCCCUCUUCAUGACAAUAAACAAUGUGAAGACAAAGAUCCGGAGCUACCAUUGCCAACAGGCGUUUUUCAGCCGCAAAAGACCUAUCAAAUCCUUUGUGAUGGGCAGCUCGGGCACCUGGAUGAGUUUAUGUGCGCCCUCUGCUCCACUCUGCGCCCGGCUUCGAUGCUUGCAUUGGAUGUAAAGGCUUCAUUUGAAAUGUCCAUGCGCAUAUCGCUGAAGUUGCUCAAUUAUAUUUUCACGCAUCAUUUUUCACACCAUCUAGCGUUAUCCCUGUAUAUAGAACCGUCACAACCGCCACAACGAUCUACAAGUGACCUCUCGCCCUGCCCUUUUUGCUUUUUGGAUCCGACGUGGGCGGGUAUGGUGAAAUCCUUAACCGAUACAUGUGCCCGCGCAGCUGCCCAGUCACUAACCGAUCACCACCAUGCUAUACUACAGGAGCUUAUUGAUACCCUCUCCCUACUUGAGGUACAGCGUUUUACUGUUGCCCGUAUUCCCUCUCUGAGAAUCCGCGACGAGGGGCCUGCACCUCACGAAGGCGAUGACGAGGACGGGGGCGGUAACAACUCUGGCGAUCUGCAACCACAGAGCUCUGUGAGAGCAGAUGCGCAGCCGCGUGCUGCAUUUCUUCGUGUGUGGCUUGCCGGUUUCCAGGGCGCCUCUGAGACCGCACAGAACUUACUAAAGUGCGGUUGCAGUUCUCUGAGUCCGUUUGAGACUAUUGUUUGGUACUUGGCUGGUCUGGCAGAUUACCUGGUUCAGGUAGAGCAGCGAACCUGGGGACUCCUGAAUGGAUCUACGAGCAUAGUUCAUGAUAACACCUUCACUUCGUUACCUUUAAUUCCGCCGCAUCUCACGCAGGGAGCACUGCUUGGGGAAGUGAUUCUCCCAGUUGAAUUUCUCAACUCCAUUGUGAAAUUUAUGGGAACAUUGGCUAGCUUAUUUACGUGUAAUAUUUCAUGGGAAAUAAUGUGGGCGGAGGAGAGGCUAAACGACUUGAAUGGUGGUGCUGAGAGCGUGGGAGACAGUGAUAAUGAUGAAAUGUACUCUUCUCAAAGUUUUAUCUACAUUUCUGAACCUCAACGCAUCGCAAGGAGCCUAGACAACCUUCGAAGCGGGAACUUCCACUGGAUUAAGCUGUGCAUACACUACUUUUUGGAAAUUAUUGACGUGCUACUCCGAUGCUCGAUACAUCUCCCAGAGAAACCAUUCUUCUUGUAUGCUCUUGUAGCAGGACUGUCGUGUUGUGCGCCAGCAGAUGAUAAAAGGCCAAGUGACGACUCUGGUGCGCAACAGCAACAUGACGUAUCAGCGUUGGGACCUCAUCCUAACGAUUUUAUUGCCGUCGCGUGGCAUCGUGCCUUAUUUAGUGCGGAUUCUUGCCUCACUCAAAUACACCACUUUGUCAGCAAUUAUAGCUGUGCUGUUGUUCAAAAGUCGCUGAACAAAACCUUGUCCGUUCACGCGGGCAUGGAAUUGGUGGUAUGCCAAAGCAAGUCUCACCCUAACGGUACCACGGGUGGUGCGGCUGCUAGUGAAGGCAAAGCUACGCCCUUUCAUAAAUCUACACAACUUGAAUCGAUGGCGCACGAUAGGUGUGGCGCUGUGUUGUUUCCUCCAAGACAAUGUUCAAGCCAUUUUAUAAAUUUACAAACCACUAUAUACAAGAAUCCUUAUAGGUCGAUUCAGAGCGCUGUUUCAACUAUGUGCUGGCCCACAGAAUCGUUCCAACAUCACUGCCGCGUACAACGUAUCCUCGAGCACACCCAACUUGUUGCCAACUUCCUGGCGGAUGGGCCAUUAAAAGCACUGCAACGCAUUCUGCAUGGUCGGGAGGAUAACAGCGACGGCUGUGUGCAUCAUAUAAAUCGAGCAAAUGAAGCUGGACCCCUUCUGUUUUCUAGUGUUGCAUUGCUGCUAGACGUUGUGAGCGGCCCCUACGCACAGCUCCUGUCCCUCUCAUGUGGUGGACAUUUGUCAAGUAUUCUUCCGUGUAGGUGUAGCUUUAUUCAGGGCAGCCCAUCUUUGGAAGCUGAAGGACAGUCCGACCACAUACACUGUUCCGAUUAUACUUGCUUAUCGAGAAAUUCACUGAAAAGUUGCCUCGCCGCCACGUGCGACGGGUUGUGGCUGAGCACAUGCCUCCUUGAGCUUCUUUCUUCCGCCGCCGCCCCGAUAAACUACAUGCAGUAUUCAAUUUUUACAGAAAAACGGAGGGCGAAUGGGUUUCCCACAUCAAUUACAGACGCGGGUGUUCAGGAGCACCACCGGAUUCUUCGUUUACUAUUUCAGAAUACGUUUUCUGUUCUUCCGAGUUCAUCAUCUUCAACCUACGUUCAUCUCUUAUUUCUACGCAUCGUGCAUGUAUUUUAUUCCAAUCUCCAGCUCAAGAUCGGUAAAAAUGACAAUACAGAAGACAUCGAUUUGUGUAGCUUACCUUACCCGUACUCAUUUUAUCAGCCUUUGCUUGAGCAUUGGCAGCAGUAUUGCCAGUCGUUGUUGCGUGCUCUUCGUGUAGUGUGCUGGUAUCACGGGAAAGCAUAUCAGACAGCGCAUAGGUUGCACAUUCCAAGUGUGCUUACUCGUUUUUUGCUCAGCCUAUCGAUAGAAAACCCCGUUGAUGCACCCAGAAUAUUCUCCGAAAUGGAGAAUACAUCUCCCUCGUAUCCAGGGCCUACUCUGGUAGGGCUGGUUGGGCGCUCAGGAAUUGAGCGCAGAUCGGGAAAUGCUUCGAGUAAAAUAAGUGCGCCAAGUGAUACAGCUACUUUUAGUGGCCACAAGGACCGGUGUGGGACUAAGGCUCAGGGGAAGGGAAGACGUCCCAUGUGGCAGGGAGAGCACAAACAAAAAUCUGACAGUGUUAGUGGUACCGGCGCCAGCGCACAUGGGAGCUUGAUGCCAGCUUUCUCUACUCCAAUAGGUACGAGCGGUGCACGAUUACUAAAGGGAAAGGAUUUUGAUCUUCCAAGUCCAUCUUCUAAGCAAAGCGCUCCUCCUGUUGGUUGCUCAUCAGUUUUGCUGCCUGCUAACAGUUCCCCACUCGCCGACGACAGUGUUUUGGUGCCAAAAUUACACCUUGCUGAUUUGGAGGUUCCACAUCAUUCCAGUUCUUUGACUCAUACCCAAGUCCCUGUGGAGCGUAUUGUUUCAACGGUCGCGAGUUAUACUUCUUGUGGGAAAUCAAAAACACAAUGGCUUGGUGUUGACGAUAGGCUUGUGAUGCGGCUGUCGCCGUCCAAGAUGGCGAGUUCGCUUCUUGCCAAGGACUCACACAUACACGGUUUGAUGGAUUCCGAUCUCAGGCUAUCCCACAAGGUCCCUUUGCAGUCUACUUGCGGAGCGCUCAGGAGCAACUCUGAUUGUCUCAGACAAAUUAUAAAGAAACAUUCCACAUGUGAUAAGAGCGAGUCCAAGAGAAAGGAUGGCACAGCGUGCAUGGGUAACGACGGCACCACUUUACGGAGGCCAAUCGUACCGCCUCUUUUCGAGAUCGCGACUCAUAUUGACCCAGCACUGAUGCCACUGAGUGGUGGAAUGAGCUCCUUAAAUAGAGUGAAUUCCUCACCCAAGGGGCCCAUUGUAAACUAUUAUAGCGGGAGAGCUGCUCAUACACCACCGUCUAAUGCUUCCUCUCCUAACGGCUUUGUGGAUUCCACAUUUUCGACUGCGGCAGGCCUCACCCUUAUGAAGUCUCCAUCUAUCUUGACUGAGCUCAUUUUGUGCAUCAGUGGCUUAGUGCUUCAGCGCGAGAGUGGUUUCAUCGGGUAUGACUUCACCGUCUCCUCCUUGGUGCAGAACCGUUUGCUACCAAGCCACACUACAACGAAGCCAGAGAACAUUUUCUGCUUUGGAAGCGGGAUGAAUGAGGCCUUCCCUACACAAGGGUGUCAAUGUGUGACAGUCGCUGACGCAAUAAGUACUCCUCAAGCGUUGGCUGGUAUUCAUGUACUAGGUGAUCUGCAGUGCUACUUACACCGGCAUUGCUGUGAGUCGGUGGUCCGUGCCGUUAAUUCAUGGUUGGAUCAGCAAUACGGCAAAAUGCUAGCGCAGCUAGCAAAGACCCAGCUUUCAUCAGGUGCCCAGUGUCGGUUCUUUGACAGCUUAUUGCAACAAUUCGUGAUGGGUAAUGAUGAAGUAUACAACAGCUCUAUUCACACGUUACUAAACCAGACGGACACUCUGUUUGAGCCCCUCUCGAGUGGACACUAUGUGUUACUGCGGCUGCUCUUACCACGACGCGAUUGGCUGCGUAAUUUUCCGGUAUGUCGUCGCAUCGGAGCAGGUGGGUUCGGCUCGGUGUACCGUGCUGCGCCAUUGUUGCCGCAGCUGAACAUGCUUAAAGGUGCCGGGGUCGAGUCGUGCAGUCUUGUAGAUCGGCACGAGGCGGAGGCUGUUUCUCUAUUCGCAACCGGGAAUCUAGCUAUAAAACUCAUUCCGGUUGCUUUCCAUGGUGGUAGAAGUGCUUCCUUGUCUCUGUGUCACUCUGAAGUUUUGGCGCUUUACCGAUUGCGCGGCCAUCCGCACAUCAUCUCGUUACUGUCAUUUGGCUGCUCAGGCGAAGAAUUUUUUAUUAUGACUCCGGAGUAUACAGGUGGAUCGCUCCUGUCUUGGCGUUUGGAACAGUAUCUGGUUGGCUUCGGUGCACUCAGCGAGAAAAUUCACGCCACAUUUAUUUCCGAUACAGAUGAUGCCUCGUCACCGCGAGGGGGUACCCCGCCGCCAUAUAUCCCGUCAUUCUUUUCACAAUGUGCACGCGUCUUCACGCAGGUGUUGAUGGCGGUAGAGUUCGCCCACCGCCACAAUAUUAGGCAUGGUGAUCUUAAGGCAGCUAAUGUCUUCAUCGAAGAGGAGCUGCGAUUCACGCCGGAAAGGAGCGACAACGGGGACGCCAAAAGCCAUAGUGAUGAUACUUCAGCAGGUGGGAAUGCGUCCCUUCAGAAAGGCUCGACUGCACUACGGAGGCAAGUUUUCAGCCUUCCAACGAUGGUACGACUGGGUGAUUUCGGCUCUUGCGACAGCUGCGACGAGGAGGACAUGCGCAUGCUUUUCUCCGAUGUGGCGGCAGGCGAGGCGCGCUUUAUGGCAGCCCGAUGGGGAAGCGCAAAGGGUACGGAAGCGGUCCAACCACCAGAGGUUAUGGUCCCAAGACGGCGGUAUCAGAUCUUUCGUGGAUUUCUGAAUGAUUAUUUCAAUCAGGGCGUUCCCAGACAGGAACAUGACUCUGGCGACGAUAGAUUUGAUUGCCCUCUCUUUUGCGAGGUACCUGAUGCGAAUCCUAAUAGCGGGGGUCCUUUUGAGGGAACUGACUCGCCCAGAACCCACGAAACCGGCGGCAAGCUCGAAAAUCUUUUAAAACGAAUGCAACGAGUAGAACUAUCCGCUGAUAUAUGGGGUUGCGGAUGCCUCCUUUACGAGCUUCUGACUGGUUGCAUGCUUUUUGGAGGGACUCGCCUUGGUAAUCUUGCAGUACUAGCUAAUGCCGCUCCACAUAAGCUGCUUGCCAAUAGCUUUAGCUGUUACGGUGAUACUGCUGGACCUCAUGACAUGUUUCAUUCGGAUUGUUCUCCCACUACUGAUUGCAAAGCAUCAAGGCACGUGACUCAUAAUACUCGGCGCUAUUGUGCAGCACAAGGGUCUGCUCUAGGCACGGCUCUUAAUGAGCAAGAGCAGCACGAUUUAGCCAAGUCAGUAGGUAAAGUAGUGCUUGAGUUUCUAUGCCAGUUGCUCAGUUUGGAUCCACUAGAGAGGCCAACUUCACCUGAGGCGUUGCAUCGUUGGGUGGAAAUCACCCGUGAAAGCUAUCCCAACUUUGAAUAG
Messenger RNA from Phytomonas sp. EM1, 8253 nucleotides. Lineage: Eukaryota; Euglenozoa; Kinetoplastea; Trypanosomatida; Trypanosomatidae. The record is from the annotation of a GenBank genome assembly.